UCUUAGUACCUCAAAACGGCGGCCAAACAUGUCAGAUAGAACUUUGUAAUUUUAAGGUAGCGUAGUGACGUCUCGAAACAGGCCCCUGGAGCCCCAAGCUGUACCAUGGCAUGAGGUAGUUCGAUAAAGUAUAAUAAUAGAGGGACAAAGAGACAAAAAAGUAUAACACUCAAAACACAUCUCUUCCCGAACACAGUAAAAACCAACAAACCCAGCCCUUAUCAGAAGACGAAUCUGUCUGUUUACUUUAUGGGGUUCUGAGAGCGCUUUUCUUGCCAGUUUUGGUUAGAUUUUUGUUGUUCUUGCACGUUGCUAUUGGUUGCGAAGCGUUCGUAAUUAUGGCCGUACUCUUAGCGUAAAGCUUUCUUUGCCUGAACUAUAUCAUUAUCAGACGUGUAUUACUCCCACAGCAUCGAUCCCCCGCUCAUUAUUUGGGUAUUGGUCUGUGCGGACCGGGGCUUUGGCAUCGUCAGCUAACGUUUCUGUGUGUACUGUUGCAGAAAAUUGGUAACCUCAAAUUCUUCAACGCCUGGAGGGCAGAAAGAAGGAAGGACAAAUGACGCCUGUCAUGUUCUCACAGUUUCGACACCUGUAUGAAGCCUACAAGGACGAGACUCUAGAUCCAGGGGAGGCAGUCAUCGUGCUGUUCCUAUUUGUGUGCGGGAUCAACGCGGCAGUGCUGCCCAUCCUCAUGGCGCUUCUGGUCUGCUGUUACUGCUGCUUUACUAUGAAACGAG
Messenger RNA from Aplysia californica (California sea hare), 737 nucleotides. RefSeq lists its product as uncharacterized. NCBI's taxonomy places the organism in Eukaryota, Metazoa, Mollusca, Gastropoda, Aplysiida, Aplysiidae. The record is from RefSeq and is a predicted model, not a curated record.